Messenger RNA from Raphanus sativus (radish), 430 nucleotides. Its product is annotated as gibberellin-regulated protein 12-like. The record is from RefSeq and is a predicted model, not a curated record. Lineage: Eukaryota; Viridiplantae; Streptophyta; Magnoliopsida; Brassicales; Brassicaceae. The coding region runs from base 110 to 430 and encodes 106 amino acids. The transcript is spliced from 4 exons.
UAAAAAUCUUCUAUAGUAAGCCAAUUUUUUUUUGCUAUAAAUAGAUAACCAUCAACGGUGAAAUACAUGAAAGGUUAAAAACAAAAAUACAAGAGAACAAAAAAUAAGAAUGAUGAAGCUCAUUGUUGUCCUCACUGUAUUCAGUUUGUUUUUUGCUUCUCAGCUUUCCAGUGCCGAUAAUCUAGAGAGUCCAUCUGAAGCCUCUCCUAUACAUGUGGGUGGAGGAGAAGGUUCACUUAAACCAGAACAAUGUCCGAAUGCAUGCAAUUUCCGAUGCUCAGCAACAUCUCACAAAGAGCCAUGCAUAUUCUUUUGUAACUAUUGUUGUAAAAAGUGUUUGUGCGUGCCAUCCGGAACGUAUGGAAAUAAACAAGAAUGUCCUUGUUAUGAUAACAUAAAAACCAAAGAAGGUGGACCAAAAUGUCCAUAA